Molecule: messenger RNA, 1413 nt
Organism: Cephus cinctus (wheat stem sawfly)
Lineage: Eukaryota; Metazoa; Arthropoda; Insecta; Hymenoptera; Cephidae
Exons: 2
Coding region: 935-1378 (147 amino acids)
Source: RefSeq, a predicted model, not a curated record
ACCAAUGAUUGUUCAACAGUUCAUACAUGUUUACCUAGUAAUAAAACAUUUCUGAAGAUGACCCCAAUGAGGGUCGAAACGUAAAAGAUUACGUAAAACGUAAACGCACUGAAAACUGAUGAUUAAAACCAGCCGCUAGUGGCGCUAGACAUAUCAAACGAAGUAGCCAAUCACAGUGCAGAAAGUAUCCUCAAGGAAGCUCGAGACCUCCCUUGAAAUAAGGAGACCAAUAAGGCUCCUUGUACUGUAAAGGAAGGUCUAUGAAACGCGAAACGAGGAACAAGGGAUCCUUAUUCCUCAAGGAACGACUAUGAAUACGGCUAUUUGUGUAGCGUCACAUGGCAGCGCCUGUAGUGUCUAUACACAAUACAUGUUUUCAUCAUGGCAGCAAAGGACGCAACUUGUAGCAAACAACAUUUUAUAGAGGCGGAAAAAAUAUUAUUAGUGCAGUUGGUGAACAAACAUAGAAAUAUUCUUGAAAAUAAAAAAACUGGUGCUGUAAAUAUGAAAGAAAAAAACGAUGCGCGGGUUCGGAUAGCGCAUUCUUUUAAUAGUCAAGGGCUCGGCAUACGCACGGAAAAACAACUAAGGAAACUAUAGGAAAAUUUAAAACAAAAGUAAUUAUACAGAUACGUUUUUUGCCUUGCAUGACUAUUCUUUCUGAAUGUUUUUGAUGUGUUUAAAACUAUUGACUCUACUAUAUAAUUUUUUAUCGUAUCAUAAGAAAACACAAUUUUUUUCAGGAAAAGACGACAAACGACCGAAUUCAGAAGAGAAAGAUUACUCACAGGAGGCGGUCCUCCUGUACCUGAAUUAUGUGAUCCCAUUUUAAAAUUAGUAAAUGAAGCAGCACCACAUGCAGAUGUGGAAUUACCCUGCACCUGGGAUAGCACAGCUGCAUACGUAAAUAAAGGUAAUUACAAAAUAAAAAUAUAUGAAAGAUGCGAAUAAUACCUGUCUGCUCAUGAAUGAUUCUUGCAAUGAUUAUUUGUUUGCAGAUAAUAAUCAGGACAAAGAAGAGGACAUAGAUUAUGAAUUAGAAUAUUUGGACGGUUGCUUCGAGGAAUCGUUGAUCACACCACAUGUAACAAAAUCUAAACGAUGUCUUAGUCCUGAGGCUACUAUUGUGAACACUCCUAGUGAAAAAGUUAUGCCGUCAAUACCUUCGUUCACUUGCAAGAGGAGGUAUUGUACCAGAAAAGAUGACGAGGAGAAACAAUUACGCAUACAAAAGGCAAAACAGGCACUAGAGCAACAAAGGGAAUUGCAUCAACUUAGAAUAAGGACUGCAGAAACAGAAGCUAAUUUAGCUGAAAUUAAAUUAGAACAGGCAAUGAUGGAAUUUCAGGCAGCAACAGGAGAAAAAUGUACUUCUUAAUAAAUUAGAUAUAAAUAUAAUUUUAAUGGUAAAUG